This is a messenger RNA of Trichechus manatus latirostris (Florida manatee), 511 nucleotides long. Its product is annotated as 3-keto-steroid reductase. Bases 26 to 493 code for a protein of 155 amino acids. The record is from RefSeq and is a predicted model, not a curated record. Gene Ontology annotation, molecular function: 3-beta-hydroxysteroid 3-dehydrogenase (NADP+) activity; estradiol 17-beta-dehydrogenase [NAD(P)+] activity; 5-alpha-androstane-3-beta,17-beta-diol dehydrogenase (NADP+) activity. Gene Ontology annotation, biological process: cholesterol biosynthetic process. Gene Ontology annotation, cellular component: endoplasmic reticulum membrane. Lineage: Eukaryota; Metazoa; Chordata; Mammalia; Sirenia; Trichechidae. The transcript has 4 exons.
CUGCUUUGAGAGCGAGUGUGCGACCAUGCGGAAGGUGGUUUUGGUCACAGGGGCGAGCAGUGGCAUUGGCCUGACCCUCUGCAAGCGGCUACUAGCGGAGGACGAUGAGCUUCACCUGUGUUUGGCAUGUAGGAACGUGGGCAAAGCGGAAGCUGUCCGAGCCGAUCUACUGGCCUCUCACCCUACAGCCGAGGUCACCAUUGUGCAGGUGGAUGUUAGCAACCUGCAGUCGGUGUUCCGGGCCUCCAAGGAGCUCAGACAAAGGUUUCAGAGAUUGGACUAUGUAUAUCUAAAUGCUGGAAUCAUGCCUAAUCCACAUCUGAGUAUCAGAGGACUUUUUUCUGGCCUCUUUUCAAGAAGGGUGAUGCAUAUGUUCUCCACAGCUGAAGGGAUGUUGACCCAGGAAGACAAGACCACUGCAGAUGGGCUCCAGGAGGUGUUUGAAACCAAUGUCUUCGGCCACUUUCUCCUGGUAAAAAGACUUUGGGUUUAAUAAGCCAACACUUAGUGU